Messenger RNA from Etheostoma cragini (Arkansas darter), 2485 nucleotides. Its product is annotated as protocadherin gamma-C5-like. Gene Ontology annotation, biological process: homophilic cell-cell adhesion. Gene Ontology annotation, molecular function: calcium ion binding. NCBI's taxonomy places the organism in Eukaryota, Metazoa, Chordata, Actinopteri, Perciformes, Percidae. Gene Ontology annotation, cellular component: plasma membrane. The transcript has 4 exons. The record is from RefSeq and is a predicted model, not a curated record. The annotation marks the transcript as partial.
UGUUGGGCUGUGAUGACGAAUUCCUUGAUGGGAAAUAACCCAUUCUAACUGACCGGGGAUGACAAAGACAACAGGAUACCGAGACUGGAGAUGGCAGGCUCUUUGGUGGAAUUACUUCUUUUUCUUGUGGAGUACAAUAAACGGACAGACUCGUUACAGCAUCCCAGAGGAACUGAAAAAGGGAUCUGUGGUAGGGAAUCUAGCCAAAGAUCUGGGUCUGGGACUAUCUGAGAUUUUUGACCGUAAUCUGCGUGUCGCCUCUGAGGCUGGUGAGCAGUAUUUCAGUGUGGAUGCGGGGAAGGGCGAGCUGGUGGUGAAUGACAGAAUAGACAGAGAGGCUUUAUGCGGACAAAGCGCCAGCUGUGUGUUGCCUUUACAGGUUGUAACAGAGAACCCGCUACAACUACACCGGAUAGAAGUAGAAAUAAGGGACAUCAAUGACAAUUCUCCUAUUUUUUCAACGGAGGAGCGAUCUUUAAAGAUAGCAGAAUCUACUGCCACAGGCAUUCGCUUUCCUUUAGAAACAGCGCAGGAUCUGGACGUUGGUAGUAAUUCGGUAAAAUCAUAUACUUUAAGUAAAGAUGAGUGUUUUAGUUUGAAGAUUAAAGAGCUGUCUGGUAAUCGAAAAGUUCCAGAACUAGUUCUAGAGAAAUCGCUUGACAGAGAGAAACAAAGUGUCCAUCAUUUAUUACUGACAGCUUUAGACGGAGGCAACCCUGUCAAAACUGGAACCGCAAAAAUCCUGGUUACUGUACUCGACAACAACGACAACGUUCCUGUAUUCAAAAAUUCGUUGUAUAAUGUAACUGUACAUGAAAAUAAUUUCGCUGGUUCUCUGCUUGUAAAAGUUGAAGCAACAGACGCAGACGAGGGUGUUAAUGGAGAGAUCGAAUACACAUUUGCUGAGCAUACACCCCAAUCGAUAUUGUCUAUUUUUCAAUUGGAUCCAGGUACUGGUAAAAUCACCUUGGUAGGGCAGUUAGAUUACGAAAUCAGUGCAAUGCAUGAAAUAGAUAUUACUGCAAAAGAUAAAGGAGUUCCUGAGAUGGAGGGCCACUGUCGUGUGCAAGUGAUAGUACUGGAUAUUAAUGAUAAUGCCCCAGAAAUAGUUCUCACCUCAAACCCAAACCCAGUACGUGAGGAUGCACCAAGAGGCACAGUUGUAGCCUUAAUCAGUGCGCGAGACCUUGACUCUGGUAAUAACGGUAAAGUGAUGUUAAGAGUGAAAAAUGGUGCUGCCUUCAUUUUAAAACCAUCGUUUUCUAAUAAUUAUGCACUGGUUACAAAUGGUUUAUUAGACAGAGAAAGCUUCUCGGAGUAUAAUAUUGAGAUAACAGCCAGUGAUGCAGGCUCUCCUCCUCUGUCCAGUAAGAAAAUUAUACCUGUCAGCAUCACUGAUGUGAACGACAACCCUCCUAUAUUUACUCAGAACUCCUAUAAUGUGUAUUUAAAAGAGAAUGGGGUACCAGGCUCUAUACUGUACUCAGUGUCAGCAUCUGACCUGGACUUUGGUGAAAAUGCCAAAACAUCUUACUCUAUUCUGGACUCUAAAGUGCAGGAUGUUUCUGUCUCAUCUUAUGUUUACAUUAACUCAGAUAACGGCAGCAUCUACUGCAUGCACUCGUUUGACUAUGAGAAACUGAAGGUGUUUCAGAUUCAGGUUCAGGCAAAGGAUCAGGGCUCUCCGUCUCUCAGCAGCAACGCCACUGUCCAUGUUUUUAUCCUGGAUCAGAACGACAAUGCCCCCGCUGUUAUUUACCCCUCCUCCGCUGCCCUGGGAUCCCUCUCUCAUCAGAGGAUGCCCCGCUCCGCUAAAGCAGGCCACCUGGUUACUAAGGUGACGGCCGUGGACGCUGAUUCGGGUCAUAACGCCUGGAUCUCCUACAAACUGGCAGAGGCCACAGACGCCUCUCUGUUCACUGUCAAUCUGUACACAGGGGAGGUGAGGACUAAACGCGCUGUGUCCGAGUGCUGUCGGAUUGACAGUGAACAGAGAGGCGUCUGUGGCCUCCGCCAGUUUGUAGGAGAUCCAGGCGUUAUGACCCGAAUCAGCGUCCACGGCCGUCACCUUAGUAACCAGGUGGCCAGCUUUAGCGGAGCGGGGCAUCCUCUGAUGAGAGAGGGAGCCCAGGGCAGCGGAGGAGGGGUAAAUAACAGCGGGGGCAUUGUCGUUCUGGUCCAGGAUAAAAACAUGGACAGUGGCGUUGCUGCUGAGAGACGGAGAGCCCUGAUCCUUUGCCUGAACCUGAAUCUGAAACACCUUCAGUUUCUCAUAGUCAAACGAGUGCAUGCUAUGUCUCCGAUGUCAGAGUACAGUGAUUUCACGUUGAUUAAGCCCAGCAGCACCAAUGACUUUAAGGAGGUGAUCAGUGUUCUGGAUGCGUCUUUACCAGACAGCACCUGGACCUUUGAGGGUCAGCAGGUGAGCAAAACAAAAUGCUUUUUCAACUUACAUCUAUCUAUCUAUCUAUCUAUCUAUCUAUCU